AUGCGUGUCCGGCUGUACGCGGCGUUGGAGGAUUACCAUCCCGCCGAGCUGUACCGGGCGCUCGCCGUGUCUGGGGGUACCCUGCCCCGCCGAAAGGGCUCCGGGUUCCGCUGGAAGAGCCUCAGCCAGAGUCCUGAACAGCAGCGGAAAGUGCUGACGUUGGAGAAGGGGGAUAAGGAGACCUUCGGCUUUGAGAUCCAGACCUAUGGCCUUCACCACCGGGAGGAGCAGCGUGUGGAGAUGGUGACCUUUGUCUGCCGAGUCCAUGACGCCAGCCCUGCCCAGCUGGCUGGGCUCACCCCUGGGGACACCAUUGCCAGUGUCAAUGGCCUGAAUGUGGAAGGCAUCCGGCAUCGAGAGAUCGUGGACAUCAUCAAAGCAUCGGGCAAUGUUCUCAGGCUGGAAACUCUGUAUGGAACGUCCAUUCGGAAGGCAGAGCUGGAGGCCCGUCUGCAGUACCUGAAGCAAACCCUGUAUGAGAAAUGGGGAGAAUACAGAUCCCUCAUGGUACAGGAGCAGCGGCUGGUGCACGGCAUCGCCGUGAAGGACCCGAGCAUCUAUGACACCCUGGAGUCCGUUCGCUCCUGCCUCUACGGAGCUGGCCUGCUUCCGGGCUCUCUGCCUUUCGGGCCGCUCUGGACUGAGGCCCGGGAGCAGGCCCUGUGCGCCCCGGGCCUGCGCAAAACCAAGUACCGCAGCUUCCGCCGGAGGCUGCUCAAGUUCAUCCCCGGACUCAACCGCUCCCUGGAGGAGGAGGAGAGCCAGCUGUAG
This is a messenger RNA of Echinops telfairi (small Madagascar hedgehog), 771 nucleotides long. RefSeq names its product trafficking regulator and scaffold protein tamalin (gene TAMALIN). Gene Ontology annotation, molecular function: protein binding. The coding region runs from base 1 to 771 and encodes 256 amino acids. Gene Ontology annotation, biological process: signal transduction. The transcript has 10 exons. Gene Ontology annotation, cellular component: plasma membrane. NCBI's taxonomy places the organism in Eukaryota, Metazoa, Chordata, Mammalia, Afrosoricida, Tenrecidae. The record is from RefSeq and is a predicted model, not a curated record.